Messenger RNA from Closterium sp. Naga37s-1, 5274 nucleotides. The record is from the annotation of a GenBank genome assembly. Lineage: Eukaryota; Viridiplantae; Streptophyta; Zygnematophyceae; Desmidiales; Closteriaceae.
AUGCCUCUCGGUUCUGCGGAAUCUCAAGACGAGGAGCGCAGACACAUGCCGCCUUCCGCGCAUGCAUCCCUUUCCGCGCAUGCGCCUUCCGCCGCGCCCUCCGCGCAGGCACCCGCGCUGAUGCCCCUCCCGAACGGCGCGCUGUUCGGUUCCGCCGUACCCCUGCAGCAGCAGCAGCAGCUGCUCCAGGCGCGCGACGGGGAGGGCGCGCAAGCGCAACUCCAUGCGCCGCAGCAGGGGCUGAAGGCGCCGCAGCAGGCGCCGCAGCAAGCGGGCCAGACCGGGUUUUUCAACGGUCAUCAGACAGAAUCUCUGGGCACCCCCGCGGCCCCGGCUCUCGCCUCCCCGCCCUCGUUGUCCUCCAAGUCCCCCGCGGAGGUUCAUCCGCCAAUGGAGCCGCUUCCGCCGCUGCUUCCGCCCCCCGCCAACCUCAACUCUUCCGCCACCGCCGCACCGUCGUUCCCGUCAAUCGGCCGGCCCCUUCCUUCGCUUGCGCAGAACACCCGCGGGCUCCCUUUUGGCGGAACAGGCGCAACCGGAGCAAGCUCCACGGGGAACGCCACGGGUGCCGCCGCGCCGCCGCCGACCACCACCGCUAACUACACGACUCCCGCGGGCCGGUUACGCGUGGGUUCUCACCUUCCGCUACUCGGCGGACGGUUCCGCUUCCGCGCAACGAUCUCGGAAGGCGGGUCUGCGCGCGUGUUCGAGGCGGUGGAUACCGCUGGCAGCUCCGCAGCUGGUGCAAGCGGAGGGGGCGCGCUCGGGGGAUUACCAACGGCGUCGGAUCUUCAACGGUCGUCGAAUCAAAACCAGAGUCAUCUACAACCGACCGUUGUGAUCAAGGCGAUGCACCGGCAGUAUCGUGAGGUGGGUCGGCAGGAGCUACAGCUGCUACAUAUCCUCAACUCGCUUCUGCCGGCCGUGGUUGGCGGCGCAGAAAACGGAAGCGCGGAGAACGGGGACAGAGAGCCGGACGGUUGUCCGGUAGUGCGGCUGAUUGAACCGGGAGGAUUUGAUUUUUCUGGGCACAUGUGUUUGGUGUUGGAGAAGCUUCACGGAUCGCUCCUAGAUUACCUCUGUCGCCGGGCCGUUGAAGACGCCUCCGCGAAACCUGCCGCAUCAGCCGCCGCGUCUCCCGGCGGUGCUUCCACGUCGUGCAGUUGCGCGGAUCCCGUUACGGAUGGCGCGCGGAGCGGACCAGUUGCGCGUGCGCCAGCGUUCCCCGACAGAGUGGAGGACGUCCGCGCGGUUGCGCGCCAAGUGCUCACGGCGCUGGCGGCGGUCCAUUCAAUCGGGUUCAUUCACGGGGAUAUCAAGCCCGAAAAUAUCCUUCUCGCUGCGCCGAUUCCUAGCGGAACAGCUGCGGUUGCUGCAGGAGCGCCGGGUUCGGGGGGCCGGGUUUGUCUGGUGCAUUCGCCGCGGCCGGCGCCUCUGAAUAUAAAACUCGCUGAUUUUGGAAAUUCGUUCAUGCAGCGGCAGGUGAAGGAUUUGUGUCGGGAUUUUGAUGUUCAGACGCUCGCGUACCGGGCACCUGAAGUUUUGCUCGGACUGCCCUUCGAUAAGAGUAUCGAUCUGUGGUCGCUGGGGUGUGUCCUUUCGGAGCUCGCGAUUGGCCGGUUGCUUUUCGUCUGCGAUUCGCCCGCGCAGCUGCUUCGCCAGAUGGUGGAGAUGCUCGGGUUACCUCCUCCUGCGAAGCUGUUUCGCAACGGAAAGCUCUUCCCGCAGCUUGCGAGGAGCGCGCGUGUGUACCCGUCGCAGCAGCUGGAGGAGAUCGCAGGAGAUGCGGAUGGCGAGGGUGGGAAGGCAGCGGGCGACGACGACGCAGCGGAGAAGAAUCAUGCGACAAUUCGGCGUGGUCGACUUGGCCGGAUGCUGUUACAACACGAUCCUCUCAUGGCGGAGCUCAUUUUCUCCUUGAUGGAGUACGACCCAGCUAAACGUCCCUCUGCUCAGCAGGCGCUACUGCAUCCUUUCAUCCAGACCUCCCAGAACGCGCAACCCUCUGCCCCUCCGCCCAUCCCCUCCUCACCCGCCCCCUCCGCCUCCGUCCCCGCCUCCCCCGCGCUUCCCCCGCUCCCUGCCUUCACCGCACCCCGCACCGCACCUCCAAUCAAACCCGAGCCUGUCUUCGAGCGCUCUGCCUCCUACCCUCUCACGUCAGGCUCGGCAGGAGGUUCGGCAGCAACCGGACCUGAGCCAAUGGCUCUGGAUUCCAGGCCUGUGCCUGUAUUCUCCCUUGGAAACGGUCUCCCAGCCACCGGUCCGUUCCAGCAGCAGCAGCAGCAGCAGCCGCAACAGCAGCAGGAGCAGCAAGAGCAGAACCAGGAGCAGAGCCAGCAAAACGGAAACAAAAGAGGGAAUCGGACUCCUGGUGCUGCCGCUUCUGGCGCUACUGCUGCUGCUGCUGUGGCGUGGCGCUUCCAUCUCCUGCUGCCGCUGGUCCUUCUCCGGGGAAUGGGAAUGCGGCGGGUGGGAGUGUGGGGGGUGGAAACGGGGGGAGUGGGAAUGUGGUGGCCGGAAGAGAGGCUGUGGGAGGCGGAGGGGUGUUGGGUGGGGUUGGCGCAGGGGGAAGCGCUGGGGCCGGGGCAGGGGGAAGCGCUGGGGCCGGGGCAGGGGGGGCAGGGGGAGCGCAGCAGCAACCCCCCUCACCGUAUCACCCAACUCCCCUCCCUCACCCCCCUCCCCAACCCCGCCCUUCCCCUCCCCGCUCCGCGCGGCCCCCCCGCCACCCUCCCCCCUGCAUCUGCGCCCUCCCCUUCUUACCCCCCCUCCCAUCCCCCACAAACCCCCGCUCUCCGCCCCUACCCUUCCACUCCUUACACAAACCCCCAAACCCAUCCCAACCACCUCACCACUCCUGCUGCAACCCCCGUUACAAGCACACCCGCGUCUCUCCCUCCUCCCGUCUGCCCUUCCCCGUGCAUUCUCCCUGCCGCCGCUGCUUCCUUCCCAAACCCCCAGCAGCAGCAGCCCUCCCGGUCCCUCUCUCUCUCUGCUGUUGCAAGCCCUGCCAACGCAACCACGGGGAAGGAGCAAGGACAGUCUUACAGAGGCUCGAGCAACUAUGGAAGCAUGAUGCAGCAGGCGCCACGAGAAGGCGGGCAGGCGCAGGGCCACGGGGGAAGCCAAGGGGGAGGCCAAGGGGGAACGACUCUUCAAGGAAGGACCCUCACCUCGUCCGCCUCUGCACCUGCGCACGGGUCAAUGCUGCUUUCAGCCGCUGCCUCUGCUGCUGCUGCUGCGGCUGCGGCUGCUGACGUUUCUUCUGGUGCCAAUAUCGGAUGUGCUAAUAACGGAUGUGGAGGUGGAGCAAGCAGUGGUGCUGCUGCUGCCUCUGCUGCUGCUCUCCCCGUUGGCAUAGCCACUCCGUCUUAUGUCACACCCGCUGCAGCCACACCAGCUGCCGCUCAAACGCCCGCCACUCCGGCUGCUCCCACGCUUCAACACUUCAUGGGUCCUCCUGCUGGUCCCUCUGCUGCUUCUUCUCCUGCAGUUGCAGCUGCUGCUGGUGGCGCAGGUGGUGGUUGUGGUAGUGGUGCUUCUUCCCCUGCUACCUACGCUGCACCCAAUGCUGGUGCGAGUGGUGGCGCUGGUAACAACAUGAGCAGAUUUGGCCUUCAGGUGCAAGCGCAGGUGCAUUGUGUCGCUGCUGUCUUGGCUCUCUCUGGUUACCAGCAGCAGCAGCUACAGCAGCAGCAACAGCAGCAGCAGCAGCAGCAGCAGCAGCAGCAGCAGAAGCAGCAGCAGCAGCAGCAGCAGCAGCAGCAGCAGCAGCAGCAGCAGCAGCAGCAGCAGCAGCAGCAGCAGCAGCAGCAGCAGCAGCAGCAGCAGCAGCAGCAGCAGCAGCAGCAGUAUGAGCAGCAAUACCAGCAAUCGCAACAGCAGCAGCAGCAGCAGCAGCAGCAGCAGCAGCAGCAGCAGCAGCAGCAGCAGCACAAUCAAUACCAGCAGCAGCAGCAGCAGCCGCCCUUCAGCCAUUUCCCUCAGUCUGCCGCUCCUGCCACCGAACCUGCCUCCGCCCAAAUCUACCAGACUCCAUACCAAGCCUCCGCUGCAGGUCAGGUACCUGCCACGCCUUCCCGCUCCGGUUUCACUGCGCCCACUUGUGCCGAACCUGCAGGUUCGAUGGGUGCCCCUCCCAUACCUGCUGCUACAGGUAUGGGCUCGGGAAGAGGAAAUUAUUGGGGUGAUUCUCCUGCCAACACUUACAUAAGUGCUGCUCCCAGUGCGUCUGCACUUAGUGGGGGUCCUUCCAUCCGCUUGCUCUCCAUCCCCACCGCAUCUCCUGCCACGUCAUCCAUGUCUGCCGGGCCUGCCACGUCAGCUGGCCGCGCUGUGUCAGCAGCACCUGCCACGUCAGCGGGCGGCGCUCGGUCCCCACAAAGGGGCGCGGUGUCGUCUGGCUCGGCUGGCAUGCUGAGGCUGCCAGGUGGCAUGCCACAUCAGCAGCAGCAGCAGCAGUAUUCGGAGGGGCAUUCAUGCAUGCAGCAGCAGGUGCGGCACCAGCAGCAGCAGGGGCAGCAGCAGCAGCAGCAGCAGCAGGGGCACCAGCAGCAGCAGCAGCAGCAGCAGCAGUUGAGCAUGCCUGUUGGCAUUGCCAGGCCUUCAGGGAUGGAGAGGGGAGCAGGGGAAGACAGGAGCUAUUCUUUCCCUAGUGGUGGUGUGGUGGCCCCUGCUGACCCUGCUGAUCUGUUUGCUGCUCCGCAGCAGCAACAGCAGCAGCAGCAGCAACUGCAGUGGCAGCAACCGCAGCAGCAGCAGGCAAUGUUCCCAUUGCCAUACAACACCACAGCAGGGGCAUGUGAAGGGGAGGCUGCUGCAGGAACAGGAGCGGCAGGAACAGCAGCCGGAGGAGCUGCAGGAGUAAGAGCGGCAGCGUGCACACCCAAGUCCCGGACACUCAACGUUGAUCUCACAGAUCUCCUUGAGAUGGACGGUGGGGAUGAACUGGGGGAGCGAACUGAGGCAGCGAGAGCCGUUGAUGGGAUAGAGGACGAGAUCCUAGGUGGACCGUUCAAGAAGCCACGACUUUGGGAUGAGAGGGAGGAGAUGGUGGGGGGGAUAGCAGGUGUUUCAGCUUCUUCCCCUUUCUCUUGCUUCGGUCGCCUGUCCCCGUUGUCACUCACAGAGGAGAGAGCGGAGAGCGGCGGGGAGGGGGGUGAUGGGACGGAGAUGGUUGGGGAGCCUGGGAACCGGGGGGGAGGAAUCAUGGGAUUUGAUAUGAAGGGGGCUUCGUGGGACUUUCUGGACGGGUGUUUGGACUUCAUUUGA